Molecule: messenger RNA, 3230 nt
Organism: Solea senegalensis (Senegalese sole)
Lineage: Eukaryota; Metazoa; Chordata; Actinopteri; Pleuronectiformes; Soleidae
Gene: nrros
Product: negative regulator of reactive oxygen species
Exons: 2
Coding region: 1096-3168 (690 amino acids)
Molecular function (GO): protein binding
Source: RefSeq, a predicted model, not a curated record
AAUGCACUGCAUGCACUAGUCUACCACUGCCUCAUGCAAAGAUGCUGUGACCACUGACACAAGCAAACUUGGCCUCACUUAAGAUUCUAAUAAAUAGUCUUUGUCUUGUUCACUGACCGGGCAGCAUUCUAUAAACUCUGUGUCACAAAUGUACAUGUCCUGUCAGUAAAGAACUGUGGUUUUUCCUCAGUGCUACAUGGACAUAUUACAAAUGCCGGACAAUAUGUUGAAUUUGUGUGUCAUUUUUAUUAAUCAUGAGGUUUUACACUCAGAAAAAACACCUGCUCUGUGUGUGAUUGUGCUAAAACUGCAGCAAACUGAAUGAAAGUGGUUUCAUGACAGCUUUUUUCUGCUCAAGAUCGCUGAAUGACACAGUUUAAAAGAGUGUGCGAGUCACUAAGAGGGAGCCACUUUCUUCUCGUAUCAAUUCAGCUUGUGUUGCCAGUGAUUUGACUUGAAUUUGGGGAUUUUUUUUUUUAAACAUUUCUUUUCAAACAGCUUCUUUUCUCAGUAUAAAACACGGUAGAUUGUGAUACAGGGGACAUUCUAUUUCAACGGAUGAGGACACGGAUCCAUCAUUUAUCAAGCGUGAAUCAAAACCGUGUGAUAGCGUCCACAUUUAAAAGAAGUGACAUCUGCAUUCUGUGUACAUGACUCCACUUCACUGAACACUCUCUUCACAUGUGUGUAUGUGAGAUACGACGUAAAAAAUACAACAAAAAGCUACAUAUAAUAAAAAAAAAACAUAAAUAAAGCCUGUGCACCUACACAUUUCUGUGUCCACGGCUGCUACUGCAUUUAUGGCAGAGAUGUAAUAGACUGUAUAAUCCAGGGGUGUCAAACUAGUAUCAGUCAAAAUUCUGUUAACAUUUCACAUUAUGAUGACAGUCUGCUCAUAAUGUGACUAUAACUAUAUUUGUCAGUUUCAGACACCUGUGACUGUUGAAUGUUUUGUGGCUGUGUUAAUCCACUGUGAUCUGUCUGUUGUAAUAAUGCACACGUGUAAAUGGUAAACUUUUGCUUGUUGUUUAUGGGUUAUUUUGCUAUUAUUUUGAAAUUUGAUACCCCUGGAUAAUCCGUCCUUAUCAGAUCCUUAUGUCUCUGUCGCUGUGUCAUGUGUUCAACAGUAAAAAUGUUAAAAUGCCAGUCCACGGGCUCACCCCCAUUCUGCUGCGCCUGUUACCUCUGUGGAUGAUCCUGACACCAAUCUCAAGUCGGCUGAUACAAAGAACAGCGCUCUGCAAUCAUGCCCAGCUCACGUCGGUGCCUUCAGAAUUACCGCGCAACAUAGAGGAGCUUCAGCUCAACUACAAUCACAUCCAAACACUACGAGGCGACUCUCUGCUCGCUUACCCUUCACUAAACAGCCUGAGCUUAGCUUCUAACGCUCUGGAGAAAAUUGAAUCAGACACUUUUCAAAACUCAAAGUUGUUAAAAAGCCUUAAUUUGGCAAAUAACAGUCUUCAUAUUGGCACACAAGAGACCAGUGACGCUCUGAAGAAGUUACCUGGACUUAGAGCUUUAGAUCUUUCGGAGAAUAAGCUUUGGGAUGAAAUGGUCAUCACUCUUCUCCAGAAUUUGACGUCCUUAGAAUACCUCAAUCUCUCGGGAAACCUCCUGCAGAGACUGGACGAGACCUACUUCGGGGAUCUUCGCCAGCUCAAAGAACUCGACUUGCAGAGGAACGUCAUCUUUGAGAUUGAUAGCGCCUUUCACGGCAACACCAAGCUCCAGCGGCUCAACUUGGCCUACAACUAUCUGCCUUGUUUGACCGACUUCCAAAUGACCCAGCUGGUGGUCCUGAACGCCAGCCACAACUUCAUCGAGUGGUUCAUCUCUCGACAAGAUCUCAAUGACACUUUCCAGCUGGAGACGCUCGAUCUAUCAGACAACAAACUGCUCUUCUUCCCUUUCUUGCCCAGCCACAGUCGUCUACGCAACCUCUACCUGGCCCACAACACCCUCAGGUUCUACGAAAACCUGGAUUUCCCGAACUCGACUACGUCCGUUGAGUUCUACAACCUGAACAAGAACGUGAGCAACAUCACCGCUCAGCUGUGGAAUGACAGCCUUCACGGUGACAUCUCGUCUCUGGAGAUAUUGGAUCUAAGAGUGAACCAGGUGCAGUAUUUCCCCCAGGGAUUCAUCCAGAAAAUGUCCGCCCUCUUCAGACUCCAGAUGUGCAAAAACUGUCUGAAAUCCUUGAAUCUAACGUCUGAACAGUUCUCUGGCAGCUUGUAUGAGCUGGACGUCAGUGACAACAGGCUGAACGAGAUUGUAGCAGAUGAAAGAACACUGGCCACCCUUGGUAAUCUGACAUAUUUCAAUCUGAGCCUGAACGAUCUCGGGGGGUUGCCCUCGGGAUUGUUUUCCUCACUGCCAAGUUUAAGGUCAGUGGAUCUCAGCUAUAACAACGUUGACAUUUGUUUUUCCGAAGAAGCUGAGAUCAGCACGGACACUUUCGCGUCUUGUGUGGAUUGGAAAAAUGUCGUGUCCCUCGAGCAGCUUUACCUCAAAGGGUGCAACCUUCAAGUCAUUCCAAGGACGGCGUUUGCCGGGCUGUCACUAACGCAUUUGGAACUGUCCAACAACCCUGGACUUAUAGUCCAACAGCCGAUGCAAAGUCUGAGCAGAACUUUGCAACAUCUAGGCUUAGGAAACACUCACAUACAAGACUUUGAUUUCUCGUCUUUCGAAAAUCUGAGGUUUUUAAACAUUUCAAGGAACUCUCUUGCACAUCUUCCUCAGUCGCUCCUAAACCUUGACCUGAAAGUGCUCGACCUGAGGGACAACAGACUGUCCACCAUCCCUCCAGGUGUGGCCAACGCAUUAGCUCCAAAACUUCGCUUUGUUUUCCUGACAGGAAAUCCCUUCAACUGCUGCCAAACGGAGUGGUUCAGGACAUUCGAAAAGACAAAGACGAUCAGUAUGGUCGAACAAUCGGACAUUGAAUGCGAGGAUCCUCUCGUAACGACACACAGAGUUCAGCACUUACCGUCAUUUGUGUGCUCGGGCGACGCUAGGGAAUCGAUAUUCUGGUACAUUGUGCUGUUUGUACCCAUCUGCCUUUCGUUUGUGGGCAUUUCGGCAAUUGUCCUUUUCACCUUCAAGCCCAAAAUGCUUAAAAAAUCCAUUAAAAAGAAGUGUCUGAAGCGUACAUCCUACUGAUACUGAACACAUACUAAGUGUGGGGGAUGAACUGUGGAAAUAAACUGACUUCCAUUGUAAAA